Molecule: messenger RNA, 935 nt
Organism: Myotis lucifugus (little brown bat)
Lineage: Eukaryota; Metazoa; Chordata; Mammalia; Chiroptera; Vespertilionidae
Product: kinesin-like protein KIF6
Exons: 7
Coding region: 378-935 (185 amino acids)
Biological process (GO): mitotic spindle organization; microtubule-based movement
Molecular function (GO): microtubule motor activity; ATP binding; microtubule binding
Source: RefSeq, a predicted model, not a curated record
GUGUCCUGGCCGGUUACAAUGGCACCAUCUUUGCAUACGGGCAAACAGGCAGCGGUAAGACCUUCACCAUCACGGGCGGGGCAGAGCGCUACAGCGACAGAGGCAUUAUCCCAAGGACACUGUCGUACAUUUUUGAGGAGUUGCAAAAGGACAGCAGCAAAAUAUACACAACGCACAUUUCUUACUUGGAAAUCUACAAUGAAUGCGGUUAUGAUCUCUUGGAUCCAAGACAUGAAGCCUCCAGUUUGGAAGACUUGCCGAAAGUGACAAUAUUGGAGGACCCUGAUCAGAACAUUCACCUGAAAAACCUGUCUCGCCAUCAGGCAACCACGGAGGAAGAGGCUCUGAACCUGCUUUUCUUAGGAGACACCAACAGGAUGAUUGCAGAGACUCCUAUGAACCAAGCUUCCACUCGUUCCCACUGCAUUUUCACUAUUCAUUUGUCAAGCAAAGAACCAGGAUCUGCAACUGUCAGACACGCCAAACUUCACCUGGUGGACCUGGCUGGCUCCGAGCGAGUCGCAAAGACUGGAGUAGGGGGCCAGCUCCUGACAGAGGCCAAGUACAUCAACCUGUCUCUUCAUUACUUAGAACAGGUCAUCAUCGCGCUUUCAGAGAAGCACCGUUCGCACAUCCCCUACAGGAACUCCAUGAUGACCAGUGUCCUGAGAGACAGUUUGGGAGGGAACUGCAUGACGACCAUGAUCGCCACGCUCUCUCUGGAGAAAAGGAACAUCGACGAGUCUAUAUCUACCUGCAGAUUUGCACAGCGGGUGGCGCUCAUCAAGAAUGAAGCUGUUCUUAAUGAAGAAAUUGACCCCAGACUGAUGAUCGCACGCCUGCAGAAGGAAGUCCAGGAACUGAGGGAUGAGCUGGCCCUGGUCACGGGGGAGCCGAGGACCGAGGCACUCACAGAGGCGGAGCUCCUCCUGUAA